Molecule: messenger RNA, 3357 nt
Organism: Hemiscyllium ocellatum (epaulette shark)
Lineage: Eukaryota; Metazoa; Chordata; Chondrichthyes; Orectolobiformes; Hemiscylliidae
Product: zinc finger protein 91-like
Exons: 7
Coding region: 1-2889 (962 amino acids)
Source: RefSeq, a predicted model, not a curated record
AUGGAGAAACCUGACAAAUCCCACCUCUUGGAGAAACCAUGGAAGUGUGGUGACUGCGGGAAAGGCUUCCGUUUCCCAUCUUCCCUGGAGAAUCAUCGGCGUAGUCACACCGGGCAGAGGCCAUUCACCUGCCCUGUCUGUAGAGAGGCCCUUCAGCUGCCCCGAGUGCAGGAAGGCCUUCAGCAAUUCCUCCCACCUGCUGAGGCACCAGCGUGUCCACACAGGGGAGAGGCCCUUCAACAAUUCCUCCUCUCUGCUGAGGCACCAGCGGGUCCACACGGGGAGAGGCCCUUCAGCUGUCCCGAGUGCAAGAAGACUUUCAGCAAUUCCUCCACCCUGCUGACUCACCGGCGGGUCCACACUGGGGAGAGGCCCUUCAGCUGUCCCGAGUGCGGGAAGGCCUUUACCCGCUCCUCCCACCUGCUGAGGCACCAGCAGGUCCACACAGGGGAGAGGCCCUUCAGCUGCCCCGAGUGCAGGAAGACUUUCAGCAAUUCCUCCAACCUGAGGACUCACCGGCGGGUCCACACUGGGGAGAGGCCCUUCAGCUGUCCUGAAUGUGGGAAGGCCUUCAGCAAUUCCUCCGACAGGCUGGCCCACCAGCGGGUCCACACUGGCGAGAGGCCAUUCCCCUGCCCCAAGUGUGGGAAGGCCUUCACCCGCUCCUCCAACCUCCGGAGGCACCAGCGAGUUCACUCCGGCGAAAGGCCCUUCAGCUGCCCUGAGUGUGGGAAGGCCUUCAUAUUUUUCUCUGCCCUGUUGGCCCAUCGGCGGAUCCACACAGGAGAGAGGCCGUUCAGCUGCCCUGAGUGUGGGAAGGCCGUAAGGUAUUCCUCCACCCUGCGGACCCACCAGCGUUUCCACGCGGGGGAAAGGCCCUUCAGCUGCCCUGAGUGUGGGAAGGCCUUCAGCUAUUCCUACAACCUGCAGAUCCACCGGUGCGUCCACACAGGGGAGAGGCCCUUCAGCUGCCCCGAGUGCGGGAAGGCCUUUACCCAUGUCUCCUCCCUGAUAAGGCAUGAGCGGGUCCACACGGGGGAGAGGCCCUUUACCUGCUCUCAGUGCGGGAAGGCCUUCAGCAGUUCCUCCUCCCUGCUGACCCACCAGCGUGUCCACACGGGGGAGAGACCGUACGCCUGCCCUCAGUGCGGGAAGGGCUUCACCUGCUCCUCCAACCUGCAGAGCCACCAGCGGAUCCACACGGGGGAGAGGCCCUUCAGCUGCCCCGAGUGUGGGAAGGCCUUUCGUGAUUCCUCCACCCUGCUGACCCACCAGCGGAUCCACACCGGGGAGAGCCCUUCAGCUGCCCCGAAUGCAGGAAGGGCUUCACCCGCUCCUCCCACCUGCAGAGCCACCAGCGAGUUCAUGUGCCAUCGCAGGGGGAUUGAAGGAGUGACGGCCGAAUCCCAUUAUCGACAGGGGAGGUGUGGUGUGUGCACUUUCACCUUGAGCUGUUCAAAAAGCAACUACUUUUUCAGGCGGGGUUUACGUGAUGCGUUCGGAAGGGGCGGGGUUUACGUGCUGCGUUCUGAGGGGGCGCCGAAGGGGGCAGGGCCGAGGCCGUCCCGAAGACGGAAGUGUGUCCGCGGCCUAUUGCCUCCGCUGGAGUCUCGGCUGCAGCAAAGAAGGCUGGUCCAAACGAAUGCCCUUCAAGGUCGUCCAGCCAUCAACAUCCUGCAGAGCGGCACCACCAUCUUCGCGGCUCAUCUGGUCAUAUUUAUCAUCGCCAUCGACACAUCUGAAGCUGUGGCCAUGGAGAAACCCGAGGAAUCCCGCCCCAUGGAGAAACCGUGGAAGUGUGGUGACUGUGGGAAAGGCUUCCGCGUCCCGUCUGCCCUGGAGACUCAUCGGCGCAGUCACACCGGGGAGAGGCCAUUCCCCUGUACCGACCGCGGGAAGGCCUUCAGACAUUCCUCCCACCUGCUGGCCCACCAGCGGGGCCACACGGGGGAGAGGCCCUUCAGCUGCCCAGAGUGUGGGAAGGCCUUCAGCACUUCCUCCACCCUGCUGAGCCACCAGCAUGUCCACACGGGAGAGAGGCCGUUCAGCUGCCCUGAGUGUGGGAAGGCCUUCAGGUAUUCCUCCACCUUGCGGACCCACCGGCGUUUCUAUGCGGGGGAAAGGCCCUUCAGCUGCCCUGAGUGUGGGAAGGCCUUCAGGUAUUCCUCCAUCUUGCGGACCCACCGGCGUUUCCACACGGGGGAGAGGCCCUUCAGCUGCCGCGAGUGUGGGAAGGCCUUUACCCGCGUCUCUGCCUUGCGGAGCCACCGGCGUGUCCACACCGGGGAGAGGUCCUUUAGCUGCCCCGAAUGCAGGAAGGCCUUUACCGACAUCUCCUCCCUGUUGAAGCAUCAGUGGAUCCACACGGGGGAGAUGCCCUUUACCUGCUCUCAGUGCGGGAAGGCCUUCAGCACAUCCUCCCACCUGCUGACCCACCUGCAUGUCCACACCGGGGAGAGACAGCACACCUGCCCUCACUGCGGGAAGGGCUUCAGGUAUUCCUCCGGCCUGCUGACCCACCAGCGGGUCCACACAAGGGAGAGACCGUACACCUGCUCUCAGUGUGGGAAGGGCUUCACCUACUCCUCCCACCUGCGGAGACACCAGCGGAUCCACACGGGGGAAAAGCCCAUCAGCUGCCCAGAGUGCGGGAAGGCCUUGACCGACAUCUCCUCCCUGAUGAAGCAUCUGCGGAUCCACACCGGGGAGAGACCGUACACCUGCCCUCAGUGUGGGAAGGGCUUCAGUACAUCUUCCUCCCUGCUGAGGCACCAGCGGAUCCACACCGGGGAGAGGCCGUACACCUGCCCUCACUGCGGGAAGGGCUUCACCUGCUCCUCCAACCUGCGGAGACACCAGCGAGUUCACUUGCCAUCGCAGGGGGAUUGAAGGAGUGACGGCCGAGUCCCAUUAUCGACUGGACUAUCCACCCGGUUCCGGGGACUCCCGGGUUCGAAUCCCGCCACGACAGAUGGCAGAAUUGGUAUUCAGUCAGAAAUGUGGAGUUCGGAAUCUAACGAUGAGACCGUUUCAGGGAGGGGGUGGUGUGGGGGAGAAAGCCCCCAUCUGAUUCCCUCUCUCCCUUGUUGUUAGGGGAGGGAACCCCCAUUGUGGGAAAGGAUUCACUCAGUCGUUCCAGCUGCAUCCUUUACCCGGUCUGGCCUACACGUGACUCCAGACCCACAGCAGUCUGGUUGACUCUACACUGCUCCCCCCCCCCGCACUGGCAAAGGAGCGGGGAGAAACUUACUUGGAGACAGGAUAUGGGUUGAAAUUGCUGAGUGAGGCAAUACUUCCUCCGGGUUACGGCUGUACCAAGGAUCCAGUUACAAAGGGACAACUUGGUGCUGGCCAAUA